Messenger RNA from Stylophora pistillata, 2017 nucleotides. Its product is annotated as photoreceptor-specific nuclear receptor. Gene Ontology annotation, molecular function: DNA-binding transcription factor activity; zinc ion binding; sequence-specific DNA binding. Gene Ontology annotation, biological process: regulation of DNA-templated transcription. The record is from RefSeq and is a predicted model, not a curated record. NCBI's taxonomy places the organism in Eukaryota, Metazoa, Cnidaria, Anthozoa, Scleractinia, Pocilloporidae.
AAAGCUGCGAAAACACUUUACCGCCCAAACAAAAGUCAUUGAUGAGCAGAUUAAAUUACAAAGAUGCUACUGAUCUACACGGUCUUUCAUUUGAGGAACCCACCUUUAAUUAGCUUUACGAACCAAUCACCGCUUAGGUGGGUCAGGUGAUCAUCCUGGCAGCUGGUCUAGUCAAACUACAAGGUGCGACAGCAGUGUACAAGUCCAAAAGCCUCUUUACCAUUCGUCAGAGACUAUAAAACGCCACGACCUCCGAAGAGGAAUUCGCCAAUUUGAAGUCGUCGUUUUUUGGUUCAGUGAAGACAUGGAGGUCGAACAACACACCGUAGUAGAAGAUCGAGACAUGGAGCGCGACAGCUCUUCCCCAAAGAAACAAGAAUCGAUUGAGCGCAAACCCGAAGUGCUGUGCAAAGUUUGCGGGGAUAUUUCGUCAGGAAGGCAUUACGGAGUGUACACAUGCGAUGGCUGUAGCGGUUUCUUCAUGCGUAGCGUGCGAAGAGACAUGGUGUAUUCCUGUAAGGGCAACGGAAAUUGUGUUGUUGACAAGAAACGACGAAAUCAGUGUCAAGCUUGCCGGUUUCAGAAAUGCCUCGAUGUCAAGAUGAACAGGUUCGCCGUCCAACAAGAAAGACAACCGAAUUCCGCCCGCCUUCUAAAACCGCCCAUGGGGGAUGAAUACGCAAGUAAGCUCGUGAACAAUGACUUCCUGACAAGUCUGAUUGUGGCGGAACCCUGCCGGGAGGCCGUACAUCGCUUUGGGCAUCAAGCGCCAGGAAUUCCUUAUCCUUCGCAACAAGAAAUCGCCACCUCGCUGUACUGCUCGACACCCGAUGCCAUCUGUGAAUCUGCCGCGCGUUUGUUGUUUAUCUCGGUAAAAUGGGCGCGAAAUAUCCCUUCAUUCGUGAAUUUACCGUUCAGAGAUCAAGUUAUUUUGCUGGAGGAAGGCUGGAGGGAGUUAUUUAUCAUGGGAGCCGUCCAGUGGAACAUGCCUCUCGAGGUAGCACCUCUCCUAGCCGCGGCAGGAAUGCAUGUGGAUAACACGCCUGCGGAAAAAAUUGUCGCUACCAUGGCCGAUAUUCGUAUGCUGCAAGAAAUCAGUGCGCGAUUUCGAAGUCUCCAAGUUGGCGAAGCGGAGUUUGCGUGUUUGAAAGCAGUAGUUCUUUUUAAAUCUGAGCUCAGAGGACUACGAGAUCCACAGCAAGUGGAGUGCUAUCAAGACCAAGCGCAGAUCAUGCUAGGAGAUUACAUCAGGAGGCAUUUUCCCGGUCAGCAAGUUCGCUUUGGGAAGCUUCUCUUGAUGCUGCCGUCGCUCAGGAUGGUGAAUCCAAAAACUAUUGAAGAACUUUUCUUUCGACAAACUAUCGGAAGCGUGGCCAUCGAGAGCUUGCUUUGCGACAUGUUCAAGUCAAGUUGAACAGGACUCGGUCAUCGAUCGAAAACGAAAUUACGAGCGCAAACGUUGCGCAAAGACAAUCGAUACCACAUUUGCUACUCGGUCAAAGUGACUUACUUGUAGAACGUUGUGUGGUUUUUAAAAUUGAAUCAGACUGGAGAGAGAAACCUAUUCAAGCCGUGAUUAAUGAAUCAAAGCCACAAUCAGUUUUUUGUUUAUAGAAUCAAAAGAGUCUCUAAAGAAUACUAGCAAUAAGUAAACAAAUAAGUAAAUAAUGUAAGCUAAGAAUUAGGACGCAGUUACAACGUUACACGUUUUCAUUUACAGUUUGGAAAAGCAUUGCAAACGAAAACGUAGAAAGUUGCCCACAAAGAAAACAUGAAGUCAUUCAAGGAUCACUUCUCGGAGGAAUUCGUUUCCAUGUUCAUCGAUAAAGAAUACAACUUUCAAUUUAAUUAAUCUUUGAUUUAGAAUCAGUACAUGACUAAGGGCUUCUUUAGCAAGCUUUGAAUAUUCGGUGAAAACUGACGGUGCACACUUGCGAAAACAUUUUACAACCUAUUCUACUAUAAAAUAGACUGAAACUGAUGUAGAUUUUUAUUAAAGUUAGAAAUCUUUAUAUUG